ACCCCGACUAUGCAUCUCUCGAAACGCCGAAAACCUCCAGCGUAGACCUAUCAUCGAAUUCGCGAACCUCACAUUUGGUUAGAAGAUACGGCGCAAGAUGAGUGCUCCGGCACAGAACCCAAAGCAGACCUCCCGAUGGGGUUCUUUGCUCUCAGGCGCCGUUGCGGGCCUCGAGUCACGCUUAGACACCAUAUUGGCGGAGGAUGACCAGGCGUCGGCACGGGCGAGAGCUGCAGAGGCCAAGGCGAAGCAGGAAGCUGCGGAGAAAGCUGCAGCAGAGAAAUCGAGGCUGCAGCCAGAGCCUGGCAUAUCACGAAAUCCCUCGAGAAGCAGACCCAAUUCACGGUUACAAGAUCGGCUGGCAAAGGCAGUAGUCAAGGGAGCAGACAGGCCCAGGUCGAAUAGCCGGACGUCGUCAGACCUGCCGUCAAGGACUGCUAGUCCCGCGCUGGGGAGUCCUGCAUUGGCUGCAGAACUGGGUCGCACGAGCUUGGACUCAAAGGUUUCGGACACGACAUCUGAGCCUGUACCGCAGCAGCUGCCCGAGAAGACCGAUGGCCAGACAGCUGAAGAUGCAGCAACAGAAGAGCUUCCCCGAGCCUCAUUUGACGCUCCCCCCUCAGAUGUUGCUACAACAACGCCAUCCACAUCAGUGCCAAUACCCGAAAUUAAUGCACCCUCCGCCCCUUCACCACGAACAUCUUUCGACUCAAAUCCGUCUCGGCCCUCCUUCGACCUUUCUACCACCCAAGUCAUCGAAAAUGAGGAAUUAUCCCCACGAACCAUAUCAGAGUAUGAAACAGAACUCUCCUCCCUCCGCAAAAUCCACGAUCAGACCCUCUCCGAGCACCGUGAAGAGCUGCAUUCCCAUCUCGAGCGUAUCGACGCCCUCCAAUCGAAACUCACCUACCUUUCUCAGUCUCUUGCCUCCCAAGCAAAAACCGCAGCAAAGUCUGCAGAUUCAAAUGACCCGCUUGAGAAGAAACUCGCGGAUAAAGAUACGCAGAUUGCCGCGCUGAUGGAGGAGGGGCAGAAUCUUUCCAAGACGGAGUUGAAGCACUUGAAUGCUAUCAAGAAGAUGCGUCUGAAGGCUACAGAGACUGAGAAGGACAUUACGAGUCUCAAACAGCGGCUUUCAAGGGCGGAGAAGAGCAUUGGCGAUACUGUUGAGCGUGCCAAGCGUGCUGAAGCAGCCGAGAGGGCUGCACAGGAGAAGCUGAAGAUUGUGGGGCGGAUAGAGAAAGAUGUGGAUGCGCUGCGAGCAGAGCGUGAGGAAGCGGGGUUGAUGAUAGGGGAGCUGAGACGGCAAUUAUCGGAUGCGUUGGCUAGGGCUGAAGAGGCGGAAAGAAGAGCAAAGUCCGGGCAAUUGGAGGCCGAGAGGAGAGUGACGGCAGACCUUCGCGAAGACCUUGAGAAUACUCGAAUAGAGAAGAAACUGGCGGAAGAUCGAUUCAAGAAGGAGAUCCAGGAGGUCAGAGAGGAUGCUGCGAGACAACAAGAACGGGCCAAAAUUGUGGAGCUAGAGCUACGCGGAGAGAUUACAAACCUCGAAACCAAGCUCGAGCUCCUCCGGACCCGAACCGAAGAAGUCUCAUCCUCUGCCACUGGUGACUCCCAAGCCAAGCUCCUUCGGCAGAUUGAAACUCUGCAAAGCCAAUACGCCUUUGCGUCCGAGAACUGGCAGGGCAUCGAAGGCACCCUUACAUCCCGUGUCGCUGCAUUGGAGAAAGAGCGCGACGAGACCGCGAAGCGUGAGAGCGACAUCCGCCGCAAAGCCCGUGACGUCAACUCCAAGGCUCGACGACUAGAGGACGAACUCGAGGCGAUCAAUGACCGAGCUCGCGCCCUAGAGCAAGAUCUGGCCGAGCAGCGAACACAGAGCCAGAAAGCCCAAGCGCGGCUCGCACAAGCAGAAUCAGCAGCGCAAGAAGCGCGCGAAGCGGUGGACCGAGAGAAGAAGAUGUGGGAAGCAGAUCUCCAGCAGAAGCUCGACGAGGAAAAGAUCAAAUGGCGGCUAGAACUGCAAACGAAUCACCCAGAUGCGAACUACUUACGCGCUGAUUCGCCUUCAGCACCUGGGUCCACAAACCGAAAGCAUUCCAGUGCUGAUCCUCUCGGCAUCCACACCCGCAGAAACCUCAAUCGGACCACGUCAAACGAGCUCUCACUCUCCCCCAUGGACAGAAUGCUGGAUCAGAGACCCAGCAGCCGUAAAUCUGCUCAACCACUCCGGACCCCUGAAAUCGGAACACCGACGCGCCACGACUCCAUUCCACACUCCCUCUCCACGCUCAAUGGCGCAAGCAUGUCACAGACACCAUCCAUCACUUACGACCACGAUGAAGGCUUCGACAACAAUUCGUCUCCCCACCGCACAAUCAAUGACAUGAUCUCCGUCAGCACCGUUGGCGCAGGCCCCACCGUCCAGCUAGUCGAACGCAUGAGCGCUGCCGUCCGUCGACUAGAAUCAGAGAAAGCGACCUCGAAAGAGGAAAUGGCACGACUGGCAGCACAGCGUGACGAAGCGCGCGAAGAGGUCGUCGCAUUGAUGCGGGAGAUCGAGGAGAAGCGGGCGGCGGACGAGCGGGUCGACAAGCUCGAAAAGGAGCUGAAGGAGAUGGACGAGCGGUACCAGACCACGCUUGAGAUGCUGGGCGAGAAAAGCGAGCGCGUCGAGGAGCUGACGAUUGACGUGGCGGAUUUGAAGAAGAUCUAUAGGGAUCUGGUCGAG
Molecule: messenger RNA, 2731 nt
Organism: Mytilinidion resinicola
Lineage: Eukaryota; Fungi; Ascomycota; Dothideomycetes; Mytilinidiales; Mytilinidiaceae
Exons: 3
Cellular component (GO): Golgi apparatus; endoplasmic reticulum
Source: RefSeq, a predicted model, not a curated record